Molecule: messenger RNA, 3582 nt
Organism: Pocillopora verrucosa
Lineage: Eukaryota; Metazoa; Cnidaria; Anthozoa; Scleractinia; Pocilloporidae
Source: RefSeq, a predicted model, not a curated record
AUGUACAACACUCAGCAAGAACUGUUUACUGACAUUAAGUCAUUUGAUGAAAAACAGUACAUUUGUAAAACCUGUCACACAAAAGUUUUGAAAGGGCAAGUCCCAUGUCAAGCUGUAUGUAACAAAUUACAUGUUGAUGAACUGCCACCAGAGUUGUCCAUUCUAGAGAAGCUUGAACAGAUUCUCAUAGCACAGAGAAUAGUGUUUGAAAAAAUAAUAGUCAUGCCCAAAGGUCGACAAAGAAAGAUUAAAGGUGCAAUCUGUAAUAUACCAGUUGAUUGUGAUCAAACAUGCAAUAUAUUACCACGUCCCCCAGAACGAUCUGGAAUAAUACUGUUGAAACUGAAAAGAAAAUUGGAAUUUAGAGGUCAUGUCUACUUUCAACCUGUGCGCCCACAAGUAGUACUUGAUGCUCUCAAGUGGCUAAAGACUAAUAAUCCCUUAUAUAGUAAUAUAGGUGUGGAUAUUGACAAUAUUGAUACAAAUCUCACAACUUUGCAGCAAAAUGAGAAUGUUUCAGAGCAGAAUCCAGUUUUGAAUACCAUAGGUGGUAUGGGUAAUACCACCUAUAAUGAGCCAAACCCUAAUGGUCAGAACACACCACCUGAUAAUGAAGCUGUGGAUAAUGAUGUUACAAUGACCAAUAUGGGUAAUACUACCUUAUCACGUGAAGAUAACAGUGAUGAUGAUAACACACCUGAUGAUGAAGAGAAAGAUGACCCUUUGAAUGAGCAUAGAGCACCUACAAAUGAAACAUGUUUUCAGUCUCUAAUACCAGAUUACCCUGUAACCGUUGAACAAAAUAAUGAGGUAUCGUCAGGAAAUGAAAUUUAUAAUAUCGCUCUAGGUGAAAACAAGCACCCUGUAUCAUUCAUGAUGGAUAAAAAUUGUGAAGAGCUAGCAUUUCCUGUACUUUUUCCAAAAGGUCAAUUUGGAUACACUGUUGAACGUGAAAUGAAAUUGUCACCAGUGAAGUAUUUCAAUGCGAGAUUGUUACAUUACAGCGGAAGAUUUGCAACAAAUCCAGAGUAUCUCUUCUUUGCACAGUUCAUCAUAGAACAGAGGAAAGUCUCAGAUAGUAUCAAUGUUGCUUUGAAAAAAAUUCAUGGCCAGUCCCUCACUGCUUCUCAAAUAAGAUCUGAUGCACAAAGUUUACAAAAUCUCAUUUUUCAAGAUCAAGCUUAUUUAUUUUUGAGACAAAUACCAGGUACACCUCCUUAUUGGCAAAAAUUCAUGUAUGAAGUAGUAGCUAUGGUAAAACAGCUAGGAAUACCAACUUGGUUCAUGACAUUAUCCUGUGCUGACCUCAGAUGGCCUGAGCUGUUUCAGAUUAUUGCUAGAACACAAGGCAAAAACCUCACAGAUGAACAAGUUGAUGCUUUGUCAUAUUAUGAAAGGUGUUCCAUGCUAAAUCUCAAUCCUGUUGUUGUUGCUAAACACUUUCAGUACAGAGUUGAAACAUUCUUCACUGAAGUUCUACUAAGUACAGCAAAUCCUAUAGGUAAAAUAGUGUAUCAUGCACUUCGUAUUGAGUUCCAGAUGAGAGGCUCCCCUCAUUUACAUGCAUUGAUAUGGACUUCUGAUUGUCCCAAACUAACAUCUGAGACCAAGCAAGAAUAUAUAGACUUCAUUGAUCAACAUGUGCAUGCCUAUCUUCCUAAUCAAGACCAGGACCCUGAGUUACAUGACCUAAUCAAAACUUAUCAAAAGCACAGCCAUUCUAAGACCUGCAGGAAAUAUAGAAAUGUUAAAUGUAGAUUUAAUUUUGGGCAAUUUUUCACAAACAGAACAAUUGUUGCAGAACCUAUUUCUGAUAAUUCUGAUCUAGAGGUAAAAAAAAAUACCAUGGAUAGAAGAAAAGAAAUCCUUUCAUUAGUCAAAGACAAAAUUGAUGAUGUUCUAAACCCAAGCAAGUCAAAUUAUGAUUCUACUUUGACUGAAGCUGAUAUUUUCAAUUCUGUAAACAUUACUGAAGAGCAAUAUUACUGGGCCUUAUCUAUUUCAUCUGACUCAGGCUAUGAACUGCACCUCAGAAGACCAAUAGACAGCUGUUUUAUUAACAAUUACUUCAUUGCUGGUAUAAAGGGAUUUGCAGCAAAUGUUGACUUACAGCCUGUCUUUAAUCACUACAAGUGUAUUACUUAUGUUUGUUCAUAUUUUACAAAAGACGAAACUGAAUGUUCACAGGCUAUUAUGAAUGCAGCAAAGGAGGCUAAGAAAGAAAACCUGAGCAUCAGAGAAGGUUUAAAGAAAAUCGGUGCUGCCUUCCUCUCCACUAGAGAAGUGAGCUCACAAGAAUGUGUUUAUAGAUGUAUGCCUGAACUAUGGUUGCGAAAAAUCUUCCCAGCAACAGUUUUUGUUAACACAAACCUACCUGAGAAAAGGAUACGUGUCACAAAAUCACACCAAGAGCUUGAAAACCUGGAUGAUGAAAGUACAGAUAUCUUUAAAUCUAAUAUCAUUGAAAGAUAUGCUAUUAGACCACAAACUAUUGCAUCAGUAGAUGAAUUAUGUCUAGCUGAGUUUGCUGCAUACUAUUACAAAGAUUACAGGAAAGACUAUCAAGAAACUGGUGAUGCUCAGCCUGAAGUUCUCACCGAUCAUGCUAUUGAAGUACAACACAAUUCUUCUGAUUCUGAUCUAUGUCUUCCAGACAAAAUAAGACUGAUAAAUACUAAUGAGGUAAUGAAAUGUAGAAAAGUCAGAGCUGUUAUAAGGUACCACAAGCCAAACAAAACAAAGGAGCCUGAAUUAUAUUUUCAUCACCUGUUGAUGUUGUACUACCCCUGGAGAGAUGAAACUCAUCUUCUAAGCACUGAUAAAACAUAUGCUUCCAAAUUCUUUGAACCUGCUGUACAAGCUGUAGUAGAACAAAACAGACAAAAUUUUGAACCUGAUGGAGAUGCCCUAAAUGAAGCACUUGAAUAUUUAAGAAAUAACCACAACAACAUCAUUCACUCCUAUGAUUCUCUCAAUGAUCAAGAAAAUGCAGACUUGCAUUCACAAAUCCAAGAUGAAUUGACACCUGAAGAAUCAUUUAAUAGCCAGUCACCUUCACAUCUUGCUUCAACAUCUAGUCAAACUGAUCAACAUUCAAAUAUAGGAAUAACAACUUACAACCAACCUGCAGAAAUUUCUGAUGACCAUCUGCGACAAUGUGUUAGAACCUUGAACAAAAGACAGCGGUAUGCAUAUGACAUUGUUCUAACUUGGUGUAGAAAUAAAAUGAAAAAUAUGAAUAGUCUGAAACCUGAAGAAGUAAAACCGAUAAAUCUAUUCAUUACUGGUGGAGCUGGUGCAGGAAAGAGUCACUUGAUCAAAACAAUAUACCAAACUGUCACAAAAACAUUUAGACAUGCUCCCAUGAAUCCUGAAUUACCCACAGUUCUUUUAAUGGCACCAACUGGUGUUGCAGCCAUUAACAUUGAUGGAACAACAAUAAAUACUGCUCUUGCAAUUCCUGUACUAACUGGUGACAAUGUACCUCCAAUGUCAGACCAAAAGAGAACACAGAUGAGAUUGUCAUUAUCUGAACUAAAGUUGAUUGUCAUAGAUGAAAUCUCCAUGAGCUUGUUGAUAUAA